Molecule: messenger RNA, 384 nt
Organism: Impatiens glandulifera
Lineage: Eukaryota; Viridiplantae; Streptophyta; Magnoliopsida; Ericales; Balsaminaceae
Exons: 1
Coding region: 1-384 (127 amino acids)
Source: RefSeq, a predicted model, not a curated record
AUGAUUUCAGUUAAUGCUUCCGCUUCUUCAACAUCUGCCAAUGUUAUACUGAAUGGAAACAACUUUAAGGACUGGAAAGAAAAUGUUCUGAUUAUCCUCGGUUGUAUGGAUCUAGACCUUGCGCUUUGGAUUGAUCGUCCCACUAUUACAAAUGAGGGUACACUUGAUGAAAAACGGGACCUUGAAAAGUGGGAUAGAUUAAAUCACAUGUGUUUAAUGAUCAUCAAGCGAGGAAUUCCAGAAACAUUUAGGGGUGAUAUCUCUGAAGUUACUAAUGUUAAGGAAUUCAUUGAGGAAAUUGAGAAACAUUUUGCAAAAAACGAUAAGGCUGAAACUAGCACGCUUCUAGCGAGCUUAACCUCAAUAAAAUAUAAAGGAAAAUGA